Molecule: messenger RNA, 6434 nt
Organism: Oryzias latipes (Japanese medaka)
Lineage: Eukaryota; Metazoa; Chordata; Actinopteri; Beloniformes; Adrianichthyidae
Gene: bcl11aa
Product: BCL11 transcription factor A a
Biological process (GO): regulation of transcription by RNA polymerase II; negative regulation of dendrite development
Cellular component (GO): nucleus
Molecular function (GO): DNA-binding transcription factor activity; RNA polymerase II cis-regulatory region sequence-specific DNA binding
Source: RefSeq, a predicted model, not a curated record
UCUCCUUUCUCAAAAAAGCCAUGACGGCGAUCCCGCGAUCCAUCUUCGCCUCUGUGCAAUCUUUAUAUUAUUUCUAAUUUAUUUUGUUGUGGUUUUUGUUUUUUUGUUUUUGUUUUUUGUUUUUGUUUACCCUGCCUGCUUGUGGAUGUCAAAAAUUUUGGAUGAAGAUCAUUUUUGCCCCACCGGAGUCUCCACUCUCACCCCGGCUCUCCCCGAUGUGAUCCGCGCUGAACGCAGCCGCCGACAGCCACCAUGUCUCGCCGCAAGCAAGGCAAACCCCAGCAUUUAAGCAAACGGGAUUUUUCGCCAGCUGAGCCGCUCUCCACGGCCGUCGUCUCCUCGGAAGAGCUGUCGGAGCGCUGCUCGGAGCAUUCAGAGGAGAGCGGCAGUCUCAACGGGCACCACCCUGGCUCCGCCGUGGGCCGGCUGGCCCGACUGGGUCACGACGCCCACCCCACUCCAGAGCAGGACCUGCUGACCUGCGGUCAGUGCCAGGCCACCUUCCCCCUGGCGGAUAUCCUGCUCUUCAUUGAGCACAAGAGGAAGCGAUGCCAUGGGCCGCCCUGCCUUGCUGUGGGCAGGGGGUUGGACAAGCCCCCCUCGCCCUCCCCAGGCCUGGCCCUAACGCCCUCACCCGCUUUAAGCUGUCUGCGCAGCAGAAGACCCGUGGAAGUGGGUGUCCAAGCCACUCUGGCAGACGAAGACGAUGAUCGGUUCUCAACGCCCCGGGGGAUUUUCCCCAAACAGGAGCCCCUCCCAGGUAAGGAGGAACCUACUACCUAUACCUGCACUACAUGUAAGCAGUCCUACGGCAGCGCCUGGUUCUUGCUCCAGCAUGCUCAAAACUCCCACGGCUUCCGGAUUUACCUUGAAAGUGACCAUGGUAGUCCCCUCACCCCCCGGAUGGGUGGACCCUCCUCUCUCGGUGGUGGCGCUGACCUUCCCUCUCAACCUCCUCUUCAUGGCCUCCAUUUGCCUCCUGAUGCAAGCCCUUUCAAUCUUCUCCGUAUCCCUGGCUCAGGCUCAGGUGGAAGGGACAGUAUUGGACCAGGAGGUGGUGUUGGCACUGGUGGGGGUGUUGGCGGGGGCCAUCAUCAGCGCUUUCCUCCAACACCACCUCUCUUCAGCCCCCCUCCAAGGAAUCACCUGGAUCCUCACCACCUGAGCCCAGAGGAGCUGGCGCUGGCAGCCCACCAUCCGAGUGCCUUUGAUCGGGUGCUGCGCCUCAAUCCUCCUUUGCCUCUAGACCCCCCUCCAACAAUGGACUUCUCAAGGAGACUACGGGAACUGGCGGGCAACACCUCAGGGUCCACACCACCACUAUCUCCCAGCCGGCCCAGCCCCAUGCAGCGCUUACUCCAGCCAUUCCAGACAGGAGGAAAUGGAAGCACUGGAGGUGUAGGAGGAAGCAAACCACCAUAUCUUGCUACUCCUCCACCUCUUUCUGGCUCCAUGGAAUCACCUGUAGGUUCUCAGACCACUCCUUCAACCCCUCUCCCCUCAGCUGGGGCAACAUCCUCUUCCAACACACAGAUGAAAACAAAGUGUUGUGAGUUUUGUGGCAAGGCCUUUAAGUUCCAGAGUAAUUUAAUCGUCCACAGGCGCAGUCACACAGGAGAGAAGCCGUACAAAUGUCAUUUAUGUGACCAUGCAUGCACACAGGCCAGCAAGCUAAAACGCCACAUGAAGACACACAUGCACAAGUCAUCUUCCCCUAACACUGGCAAGUCAGAGGAUGGUCUAUCAACAACCUCGUCUCCAGAACCUGGUACCAGUGACCACAUGGGCAGUGCAAGCAAUGCCCUCAAGUCAGUGGUGGCCAAGCUAAAGAGUGAAAAUGACCGCAUGAUACGUGAAAAUGGAGAGGAGGAGGAAGAGGAGGAGGAGGAGGAAGAAGAGGAGGAUGAGGAGGAGGAAGAAGAUGAGGAGGAGGAAGAGGAGGGAGAGGAAGAGGAAGUGCAGAAUGGAGAGAGGAUUGGCAGAAGAGCCAACAAUAGCUAUCACUUUGGACUGACUCUUGAGACAGCGCGGCAGCAUGAGAGCAAUGCUGGUGUUGGAAGUCGACUGGGAGGCGUGGCUGAAGAGGGGUCUAUCCCUCGGUCUCUGCCAGAGGUGAUGCAAGGCAUGGGACUGGCCGCUAGCAUGCAGCACUUCAGUGAAGCCCUUAAUGCGCACAAACGAAACGCAAUGGCCCAGGAGAACCACCUACACCACCAUUUCAGUCGAGACCAUCACCACAACCGGAACAAGUGUGACAGAGAUUCUGUGCUUGAAACAGAUAGAGGAGAAGAAGGUUCUGUGUCAACAGUGAACGGUCGAGGAGCAUCUCCUAAUGAAUCUGCCUCUGUUGGCCUCUCCAAGAAACUGCUUCUGGGAAGCCCUAGUCCACUCAGUCCUUUCACAAAACGCAUUAAGCUGGAAAAAGAAUUUGACCUGCCCACGCCCACAAUCCCCAACACAGAGAACGUGUACUCUCAGUGGUUGGCUGGUUAUGCUGCCUCCCGACAACUCAAGGACCCAUUUCUGAACUUUGGGGAUUCAAGACAAUCGCCCUUUGCAUCAUCAUCUGAGCACUCAUCAGAGAAUGGCAGUCUGCGGUUCUCAACCCCUCCCGGGGAACUGGACGGUGGGAUGUCAGGCCGCAGCGGGACAGGUAGUGGGGGCAGCACGCCACAUCUUGGGGGUCCUGGGCGACCCAGUUCCAAGGACGGACGCAGGAGUGACACUUGUGAAUUCUGUGGUAAGGUGUUCAAGAACUGCAGUAACCUGACAGUGCACCGGCGCAGCCACACAGGGGAGAGACCGUACAAGUGCGAGCUGUGUAAUUAUGCCUGCGCCCAGAGCUCCAAACUUACUCGCCACAUGAAGACCCAUGGCCAGGUGGGCAAGGACGUGUACAAGUGUGAAAUAUGUCAGAUGCCCUUCAGUGUCUACAGCACUUUGGAGAAACACAUGAAAAAAUGGCACAGUGACCGUCCUUUGAGUACCGAAAUAAAAUCAGAAUAGAAGGCCGAACAAUGGGACCUUUCCCCCGCAGCUAUAAUCGCCAUCAGUCCCCUGUUUAUUCCCAGCCCCUUGUAGAUUUGCCUCUAUCCCAACACUCCACUUUCACCAGCCUGGUGAAAGCAGAAGACCAUGUGCUCUGCACCAGCACACCCAGUUUUCAUUAACCAUUGAAUGCAUGAUUAGUAUCGGGGCAAUACUCUCGCAUUGACGCAAAACUUCGAGCCUUUCUCUUGUGCAAUAAUUUACAUGUGUACUAUUUUUCUUUUGAGUUUUCAUUUUCCAUUUUUAAGAAUUAGUCGGCAUGCUUAGUAUGUUUUUGCUUAUCAAAAAACAAAAAGGAAAAAAAAACUUGUCCCUGCUGGUUAGUUGUUGAGUAAAUGUGUUGCUGUUUUUCUCUUGUUCAUGUUUUUAUUUUUUAUUUUUUUAAUUGUCCAAAAAGAGAAAAGACAAGAAAAAUACAUCCAUGCUGCAUACAGUCUGUAACACAUAUCAUGUACAGUUUUGCUUUGUGACAUGGAAAGUGAACAGUCUUACUUGACCCACUUCUUGCAACCCUGAAAAUGCACUAAACUUGAUCUUUUGAAAAGAUUCCAUGUUUCCACAGGGUUUAAAAAAUUAAAGGAAUAAAGAAAUUGCUCAUUGGCUUGACAACUAAACAGAAAGUGAGGCCAGGCUUCAAAUUUUCUAUCUAAAAAAGAAAAUGUGCCAACAGCCUAAUUUGUACUAUCAUUCGGUGGAAUAAGAAAGAGUGCCUUUGAUAUCUCAAGACUGCAUUGGCCAUAAUCUUAUCUGGUAUAAGUUUGGGCUCGCACUAGAUGAAGCUAAAAAGGUUAAAGCCACCCAGUUAAGGUCUUUGCAACUGUGACAACUCAUGAUGAAAGAUCAGAAUCAUCAUUUAGCUACCUAUUAUUUGUGGAAUAGGUUUUCUUCAAUGUGUGGAUUUCAUUGCAAGCAUGGUACAAGCAGUAUUGUGUAUAUCUAAGUUAUUUGUAGUUUUGUUUCUUGUACGGAGGUACUUUUGAAAUAAAAGGUCAUUUGUAAUGUACAAUCCUGAACUUGAGGGAUACGGCGCAUGGCUGACAUGUCGUGUAUCUGCGUUAGCACAAACCUACAACGCUGCUUCAAUAUGUCCGUGUGUGGAACAAUGCAUAAAGUCAUUUAUGAGCUCCAAGCUAAGCUAACUUUAUUUGAGAGCAUUGAAAUACUUACAAGCUAGAUCAACGGAAAGCUACAGAAAAACUGGAAAUAUUACGGGGAUCAGAGGCAAUGUGUUUUUGUUUCUAAUAUCAAAACAGGGUCAUCAACUACGACUUGCAGAAAAAAAACAAGAGACAGUUGCAAAAACUAUAUACAUGUACUCUGGGGCUCUUUAAACGUUGUUAAUCAGUAUGCAUAGGCUAAUGCAGGGCACCCUUUUUGUUGCUUUUAAUUACAAUUUAAAAAAAGUUUUUAGUUUUUCUAAUUCCAUUCAUGCUGUUCAUGGUACAUGUAGAAGUCGUAUUACUCUGCUUGAGAGUAAACGGAAACAUUUCUCGUGUCCCACACCAGUGAAAAAGGGGUGGAGUCAAAAAGCUAGAUUGUCAUUUAUAGGGCGAAUGAAGUGCACUGUUUCAGUUUUCCCAGUUUACAAAUAUACGCUGAAGGGGAAAAUGUAAUUCUAAUGCUGUCAAAAUUACCAGGGUCGAGUUGUUGCAAGAAUUGUUUGCUGGCGAUUCUGCAUUCACUAACCCUUGACCUCUGUAGCCUUGCCAUAUCAACUUUACCUAUUUUUCAGUUUGUUUCCCUGCAAACCCAAGCACUUAGCCUCACCAGCAAGGUCUGUAAAUUAAAAGACAUAAAAAAAACCUUCCUGUUCUGACUUUCAGUCACAACCAACAGAUAAUAUAAAGGUGAAUAAUUUACAGACCUUGCUGCCUGUAGAACAGACUUUCAAAUAAUAUCGCGCCCACGUCCUUUCUUGGUAUAAAACCGAAGGUGUUCAUUGGUACAAAGAGAACCACUUUUUGCAAAAAACACUAUAUCAGUUUUGUUGUCAUUUCUCUUUUCAUCAGAAUUAUGAUCUUUGUAGAGACUCCAAUCACAGUGUGUGUGAAAUGACACAAGAAAACAUGAAAAAAAGAAGAAGUCAUUAUUAUUAUUUAUUUUUUUAAGUUUAUUUUUCAUUUUGCCUUGGCUCUUCACAGCUCUUCAGGUUGAGAUACAAUUUGCAUCGGGGAAAGGACUAAGAUUAUAUAUGGAUAUAUAAUAAAGAACUUAAAUAUAGGAAAAUGCACAGUCAUGUCAAUUCCUAUGCUUAAACACAUUUAUGGUCUACUUUUUCUGUAUUUCUAGAAUUGUAUUUGAAUUCAAUGUUCACUUAGAGUAGGCACUAUAGUAUUUAUAUUGAGGCUCGUAUUUUUAACUGUUGCUUGUUCUCUCUGAAAGGUAUUUACCAUACCUUCUUUUUUGGUAGUGGAAAAAAAUUCUAAGCUGCCACGGUAUAUUUUUUUAAUUUGGCAGGAUAAUAUAGUGCGAAUUAUUUGUAUGUUUAAAGAAAUAAAAAGGAGGCGCAAAAAUCCCAUUAAAAAAGCAGCCAAGGUGCGUGGCGCUGCGAGGGGUGGCAGGCCAUCAGAUGGCCGCAGCUCCGCCUCCUGUCCACAGAGGCGGUUGUACAUAUCUUCUUUGCUUUUUUCUUUUUUUUUUGGGUUGGCAAUUCUCUCCCCUCCCCUGCUGCCAUUCUCGUAUGCAGUAAUGAAAGAUGACGUCGGCCGGUUCUGUUUCGUGCUUCUGUCUCUCCCACCUGACAACAUUCCAACAUCCAGAAGAGAGGAAAAACUAAAUAAAAAAAAUCAUAUGCAGUACAUGGAUUAAAAAAAAAUGUAAAAGAAAUACAGUUAAAAAGAAAUGAAAUGUUUUGCAGUUUUUUUUUCAUUGCCAAAUACUAAAUGGUGCUUUAUAUUUAGAUUGGGUGAAUAUACUUUGAUAUGCAAAGCAUAUUUAAGAAUGACCAGGGAGAUGUGGAGAAGCCUGCUUGAGUUGAGACUUUUUUGUAAAUGGCAAUGUGGAAUAUUUUAUCAGCUUUUUCUAUUCCUGUUCUGAGAGCUGUUUGUUGUAACUUGAACUUGAACUUUAUCUUUUACAAUGGGAGUUACUAUUUAUUAUUAUCUAAAUGCUCUGUUUAAAACAGAGACAUGGAAUGGAGUCUUAUUUUGGUUUUAUUUUACUUUUUGUUUUGUUUUAUAAUUUUCUUUUGUAACUGUGGCCGAUGGUCAAUGGACAAAGCCGAGCUCUUUGAUUUUUCUGUUGUACUUGUUUGGGAUUUCUGUUCAGUUGUAUUGGGAAAACCACUGUCUGUGUUUUUCUGGCAGAUGUCUGCAUAAUCCUGUUCACACACCCAUUUUGUCCCUUUAUUGAAAAACAGUUAAUAAAAAAAUGAAAGUUUAAUGACA